Triticum aestivum (bread wheat) is the source of this 944-nucleotide messenger RNA. RefSeq names its product FCS-Like Zinc finger 2. Bases 218 to 499 code for a protein of 93 amino acids. The transcript has a single exon. NCBI's taxonomy places the organism in Eukaryota, Viridiplantae, Streptophyta, Magnoliopsida, Poales, Poaceae. The record is from RefSeq and is a predicted model, not a curated record.
GCCAGUGCACCAAUAACAGGGUUGCCGUGCUCCCUUCGCCCAUAUAUGCCCACGCUCCCGCUUCGCAGCUGCACUGAUCUCACCCACCUCUUCCCCCCGCCAAGAGCAGCAACGAACUGCGAAUUCUAGCUCUGAAGCAGCUCAAGAUCGGGCUUGCUAGAAGAAGCCAUUCCGAGUCUUUUCCCAACCAUACAGGCUACAGGCCUACAGCAAUACCAUGGCGGCAUCAGUAGCCUGCGCCUUCUUCUUCGAGGCCGAGCCGGUGGGCGAGCCCGGCAUGCCGGCGCUAGACGCGUGCGCGCUCUGUGCCAAGCGGCUGGUGCGCGACAGCGACGUCUUCAUGUACAGAGGGGACACGCCCUUCUGCAGCGAGGAGUGCCGCCACGAGCAGAUGCAGCUCGACGCCGUCUCCGCCAGGCAGGCCGCCCGGAGGCUGCAGCGGUUCUCGGCGGGAGCAGAGUCCGGGCGUGCACGCCAUGGGGUGUCCGUCUCGAGCUAACCAGCGAGAGUGCCAAGCGACAUACAGUACGUGCCUGACAACGAAAGGUUAUUAUGCUUGAGCCAACCUGAUCUCCGUGCACCAAGCCGCUGGUGUCCGUGGCUAGCUGAUCGAUCAGCGCGAGGUCGAGGAGACUUGCCUUGCUUGAAGAAGCAAGGGGCGAGCGAGUCACCGGAGUCGCUCACGGCAGGCCGGCGCUGCAUGUGCUGCCGGUCAAGUGAUUUGGGCAUAAACGCAGCGGAAAAGGGGCUGGAUUGAAUCUGAAGAAAGUGAAGCAAACAACAUUCCCCGCGGCUUAACUUUGAGGCGGUCAUGUCUGACCCUCAGUUUUUUCUUUUCUUUCUGCGUUAUUGUCACUUCUGUAUAAGCUCAUUUGAGAUGGCACUCUCGCUCGGUACAUUCUCAAGCGAAUCGACAUACAACAUGCCUUGUGCAAUCCUCUUUC